AUGGAUGUCUCGCUGCCAAAGAGAGUUUCGCGUUGCAUUUUCCAGGCUAUUGAAAUUCUUAAAUUUACCUUUGUUAACAUUGGAUUGCCAUUCCUAAACGGUGUCAUGCUGGGACUUGGUGAAAUAUGUGCGCACACCUUUGUGCAUCAUCUCGGAUGGGCCAGAGGUCAUACGAAGAUUUACUCAAUUGCUCAACGAAAAUACAUUCAGGCUUAA
Messenger RNA from Schizosaccharomyces japonicus yFS275, 216 nucleotides. Its product is annotated as TOM complex assembly protein Mim1. The transcript has 2 exons. Bases 1 to 216 code for a protein of 71 amino acids. NCBI's taxonomy places the organism in Eukaryota, Fungi, Ascomycota, Schizosaccharomycetes, Schizosaccharomycetales, Schizosaccharomycetaceae. Gene Ontology annotation, cellular component: MIM complex; mitochondrial outer membrane. Gene Ontology annotation, biological process: alpha helical protein insertion into mitochondrial outer membrane. The record is from RefSeq and is a predicted model, not a curated record. Gene Ontology annotation, molecular function: membrane insertase activity.